Panonychus citri (citrus red mite) is the source of this 1528-nucleotide messenger RNA. RefSeq lists its product as uncharacterized. The record is from RefSeq and is a predicted model, not a curated record. The coding region runs from base 132 to 1316 and encodes 394 amino acids. The transcript has 4 exons. NCBI's taxonomy places the organism in Eukaryota, Metazoa, Arthropoda, Arachnida, Trombidiformes, Tetranychidae.
UGCCUGACCAUUCGAGUAACUUUUUCUCGUUGAUCAGGCCACUUUUCGGUCUACCGAGAUUUAGUAAUUUACAAGAUGAAACUGUUAUCCCGUCACUGGAAUUAUUUGAGAAAGUGACCAGAGUAUUCCAAAUGACCAAUUAUGGUUUCUGUUAUAAUAUAAGUGAAAUCGAUCAGCGAACAGAUCAAAAGUACAAUUGGUACAAUAAUUGUAUUCGAUUAGCUACUCUUGUGAUAUUUGGAAGAAUUGUUGUUCUAAUCAAUAUAACUAAUGUUGAUUUACUAAUCGUUUUGGGCGAUCCGUUACUUGGAGUUAAGGAUAAGGUUCCAAUCUAUUGGCUGUUGAUUUAUUCAUUGGUUAUUCUUGGACUUUUCAAAGAAUUGACCCUCUGGAUGGAAUCGAAAGGUCAACUAACAAUCAUGAGUAUCGGUGUUUUUGAAAAGAUAAAAAUAUUCGGUUUCAGGUCAAGUGUAUUGGAAAUGGAUCCUGUUAAUUGUUACAAAUUUCGAUGGCAAAUCAAUUUGAUUGUCGUCAUUUUCAAUCGAUUCAUCUUAAUCCAUACACCAUUUAUCUUUAUCAUAAUUAACACAUUUCUUAUAACUAAUCCUCAUUUCCGAUAUGAUCUAGUUUACACUUUCUCUGGACUUUUAUGGUCACUGAUUCUUAGCUUCUCACUGGUCAAUAUUUUGACCUCUGCAUAUCUAUUUGCAGGGUAUCUUUUUAUAGUGAUAAUCUAUUAUUUAGGACAGUUCAGGUCAUUAGUUUCGAGAGUUGAAAUCGAUUCGAUUCAAGUUGAAACCUCAAAUAUGUCCAUCAAUAGGAAGAAAAUGAAAUUCAAUCUAGUUAUCAUGGAAGUGAUCAAAUUUCUCAAUGAAAUUGAUUAUCACAUUAAUAAUAUUCGAUACGUUGUAUUGUUCAUGUUUCUUUUAUUUACAUUCAGUGGGGAUUCAUUUUUUUUCCUUGGAUUUUUCGUUCGAAUCCAUUCAAAAAUCGUUGCAACCAUGUUUACUAUCGUUGGAUUGAGUAUAAUUAAUAUAAAUGGUUUGUCAAUCAUCGUUAGUGCUCUCGCCAUGGAAAUGAGGGAGAAGUUACGACGAGGAUUACAUAGACUCUGUCUGAGGCAAACGUUCAGAUUGACCUCGAGUUUAAAGCUUCUUGAGAUUUUUGAUCGAACCUUAGGUCACUUUAAGGGAAUAAAGGCUGGAGAUGCAUUUAUAUUCGACAAGAAGUUAUUCGUUAUUUUUAUUAUGGAAAAUGCAUCAACAUUAAUGCUUUUUGCAUGUAACGCGCAAUCAUUGAUCGGUCGAUCGCACUAACGAUGGGAUUAAAGUUCAUCGAUUAGAACGAAAAUGUAAAUUCUGACUCAAAUUUCUCCCAUGUAUAAGUAAAACUAUUAUCGAAUCUUAAUGUUACCAUGACUUAAGUGUUUCCACAAUUCUGAGGCCAUUUUUUUAUAUUCAUUAAUCAAGAUUCUCAAAUUCAUGGUAAAUUCAUCGAUAUUUUCAAUGAAAUUGUCAUAAUUAAAAUG